AUGUCAACGAGCGCGAGCCUAAGCACGAGCACGAGCGCUAUCGACCCCAACAACCCGCCAGCGCCGACAUUCAGCGGCAACGCGACCGACAGACCAUACUGCUACGCCGCCGAGGCCAACCUCACAGUCUUCUGCUGCCCGUUCGCGGGCGGCAAGAUCGACAACGACAACGGAUACUGCAUCAACGCGCAGGCCGACCCCUGGACCGCGUGCUUCCAGCAGGUCGUGUCCGACAAUUCGACCUUCUACUGCACGCCGUCGGCCGACAGCUCGGCGUCACCGCGCGCCAGAGCGGGUAUCGUCGCGGCGGUGCUAUGGCUCGCUGUCGCUGUCCUCGCAGCGGCAUGA
This is a messenger RNA of Vanrija pseudolonga, 348 nucleotides long. RefSeq lists its product as uncharacterized. The transcript has a single exon. The record is from RefSeq and is a predicted model, not a curated record. Bases 1 to 348 code for a protein of 115 amino acids. Lineage: Eukaryota; Fungi; Basidiomycota; Tremellomycetes; Trichosporonales; Trichosporonaceae.